ACCUUCUGGUACAAUAAACAUGAUAUCGGGUGGUGUACACUCUGGGGGCCAAAGCGCCCGAGCUCGCAAGGCAUAUGCCCGACAGGUGAUGACCGUCAACAAAAACAGAUCCUUGAAACGGCCGUUUGAGGAAGCAGAAUGGGAAAAUAUGCCCAUCACAUUUAGCCCGGCAGAUUACAAGCGAGCAGAAGGAGAGUCUGACAUUAUGAUGCCCCAUGCAGAUCCCUUUGUGACAACAGUUCAUAUAGGCAAUCAUAAUGUCAAUAAGGUGUUUAUUGACACUGGCAGUUCGCCAGAUAUCCUGUAUUGGGCUGGACAUGAACGGAUGAGUUUUCUUGACGCCAGCUCAGGCUAUCACCAGGUUCAGUUGCUGUUGGACGACCAGGAGAAAACAGCUUUCUACGCAGGGGACGCUAUCUAUUGCUAUGUGAUGAUGCCAUUUGGCUUGAAAAAUGCUGGCGCUACAUAUCAGAAGUUAGUACAAAUCGUCUUCAAGCUCCAGAUUGGCAGAAACAUAGAAGUGUAUGUGGAUGACAUGAUAGUCACCAGCGUGCGAGCAGAGGACCAUAUAGACGACCUGAGUGAAACCUUUCAGAAUUUGCGCCGAGCUCAAAUGAAGCUGAACCCUCUGAAGUGCACGUUUGCUGUAGAAUCAGGAAAAUUCCUAGGAUACGUAGUAUCCCAGAAAGGAAUAGAAGUAAAUCUAGAGAAGGUUGAGGCCGUUCAGCAAAUGGAGCCGCCAAGGACCGUCAAAGACGUGCAGCGUUUGACGGGCCGUAUUGCUGCGUUGCACAGGUUUGUAGCCAGGUCGGCAGAAAGAUGCCUUCCGUUCUUCAGGGCCCUGCGAGAGCUCGAAAGUUUUCAAUGGACCGAUACAUGUCAGCAGGCCUUUGACGAGCUCAAACGAUACUUGGCGUCAGCACCCCUGCUGUCCAAGCCUAUGGAAGGGGAGAGUUUGUAUCUGUAUUUAGGGGUUACAGUAGAGGCGAUUAGCUCGGUCCUACUCAGGGAAGAGAAUAAAAACCAGAAGCCUAUCUGUUAUGUAAGCAAAGUCUUACAGGGUGCCGAGCAGAACUACCCACUAGCGGAAAAGGCUGCUUUUGCCCUGGUUUACACAGCUCGUAAGUUGAGAGCCUACUUUCAAUCACACCAGAUUAUUGUCUAUACCGAUCUGCCGUUGAGAAGGAUAUUGCAAAAACCGGAGCUCUCUGGUCGGCUCAUCGGAUGGAGUGUCGAACUGAAUAACCACCGAGCUGAUGAGCUGUCAAAGUUGGCCUCCUCACAGGACAUUAACCCUCAGAGAUCAACAAUUCUCGAGGUACUAGACGCACCAAGCUACACCGAUCCCACAGUUGAGUGUCAGUUGCUAAGCACAGACCCCUCUACGUCGAGUUGGACCACCCCGCUCAUAAAUUAUCUACAAAGUGGCGAGCUACCUGAAGACCAGUCCGUUGCAAAAUUGAUUAAACGCAGGGCGGCACAUUUCACUUUGUUAGAUAACCAGCUUUACAAGCGAGCAGCCUCAAUGCCCCUACUACGCUGCCUCACUCCUUAUGAAGCUGAAUAUGCUGUGAGAGAAGUUCACGAAGGAGUAUGUGGCACGCACAUCGGCGGCAAAACUUUAGCUCGGAAACUCCUGAGACAUGGUUAUUACUGGCCCACCAUGGUUGAGGACGCGCAGAACUAUGUCAAAAAAUGUCCGACCUGCCAAUUCAAUGCUGAUGAUAUACAUAUGCCAGGGGAAAUGCUAUCCUCUCUUACAUCUCCCUGGCCCUUUGCUCAAUGGGGUGUCGACCUGCUCGGCCCUUUCGUUAAAGGCAAAGGAAGCUGCACUUUCCUGGUUGUUGCAGUGGAUUACUUUACUAAAUGGAUAGAAGCUAAACCAUUGUCCACAACAACAGAAAGGAAAAUAGAAAAAUUCUUGUUCAAUUCAAUAUUGUGCAGGUUCGGCAUACCUAAGCGAAUCAUCGCCGACAAUGGGCCACAGUUCCGAGCAGCAGCGCUGAGAUCGUUUUGUGACGACUAUGGCAUUGAGCUCGCUUUGACGUCCGUGUAUACCCCACAGCCCAAUGGGCAAGCCGAGUCCGCCAAUAAAAUCGUCUUGCGAGGCCUCAAGACACGUGUUUUGGCUGCGCAUUCUAAUUGGGUUGACGAGCUCGAUAAAGUGCUUUGGUCUUGUCGCACCACACCCAGCUCGGCCACGGGCGAAACCGCUUUCAGCCUGGCCUAUGGAGCUGAGGCCGUCAUCCCAGUAGAGGUUGGAUUGCCAUCCGAUCGAACAGGCCGGCAUGACGACCUCAACAAUGAGCAACUUUUGAGAGAGAACCUGGACUUCGUAGAAGAGGUCAGGGAGAUGUCGAGAAUAAGAGCUGCGGCACAUCAAAACCGUGUUGCAAAAUUUUACAAUAAAAGAGUCCGAGCUCGCCAGUUUCAAGUUGGCGACUUGGUCCUACGUAAAGCUGGAUUAACUAACACUCAUUCGCUUAUGGGCAAGCUCGCUCCUAAUUGGGAAGGCCCCUAUAUGGUUGUUCAAGUUAAACGACCUGGUUCUUACGUGUUAGCAAAUAUACAAGGACGCCAGUUACCUUACAUUUGGAACAUACAGAAUCUUAGAAAAUUUUUCAGUUAGCUUGUAUACUAUUCUUUUAUUUAAGUCGUUAUUCGACAGUUGUAAACAAGGGUAUACCGGAAACACAGCAAGAAUUCAAAGAAAUAUUCAUUUUUGUA
Molecule: messenger RNA, 2727 nt
Organism: Rubroshorea leprosula
Lineage: Eukaryota; Viridiplantae; Streptophyta; Magnoliopsida; Malvales; Dipterocarpaceae
Source: the annotation of a GenBank genome assembly